AUGACCAGCCUUACACCCUUGGAUACCUCUGAAGAAACACAAAGGACCUCUCAGGAAACCAACACCUCGUCUCAAUCAGUGCCGCCCAUCAGCCGUGAUACUGACGUUCCCUAUCGAGUUUCCACUCCGGUGGGAUGGCUCGGGAAGAUCCGAGGUCUAGAAGCAAGCAUGCACGCACCCGGUUCAGUCCCGAAGCCCAUCAUUGGCAAACAAUUUGUGGUCCAAGUCCCUGCUGAGGACGUUGGCGUUCCCAUGCUUGAGGUAGAGCGCACCGGGCUUAGCACUGCCCCGCCUACAUGGACAGCCUUGCCCCAGUGGAGCAUGCGUCGUUUAUUCAAGGAUGGCAAGGAAGCAAAGCUCGCCGAAAAAUUCCAGUAUAAUUCAAAAUUGACUGGAAUCAAGCGGUCUCCUUUGUUCGUCGGACCAGGCCUUCGGUAUAUCCCAGGGGAACACGAUAAGAAUACCAAUAUCUAUCGCACUGUCGUGGUGGAGGGUUUGCCUCCUUGGGUCACCGUUCAUGAAGUCUUGUCUCGUGUCGAAGGAGGCAAGAUCGAGUCCAUCGUUUUGGCUGAUACCACGACUAUCAUGGGCGGAUACCCGACAAUGAUGAUCCGAUUUGUCCUGCAAAGCGGAGCACAGGAAUUCCUGCGUCGAACUCACGGCGCUCUCUUCCUUGGAUACUGGCCCACCCAAGUCCGUCAGGUCGGCACCCCGACCUACAUCCUUAGCGAGGAAAUGGACAAGCAGAUCAACCAAUGGGGGCGAACUCGCUGCCUGAAGAUUCAUUCUGAACAUCUGGAACUGCGUGGGUAUCUGCGUCAAGUUCUGUUUGAGCCGGAUUGGGCGGAGUGGAUUGAAUUCACGCAAGAGAAUGUGUUGGCUGGAACCAGUAUUCUCCAUUUCACAUCGAUCAAGAUGGCGCUCGUCGCGUAUGACAUUCUGCGUUCCACCCAGCAAUUUUCCCCUGCGGAUCUUGAAUUCUGCCAUGACCCCUGCGCGGUCUAG
Penicillium cosmopolitanum is the source of this 1005-nucleotide messenger RNA. RefSeq lists its product as uncharacterized. The coding region runs from base 1 to 1005 and encodes 334 amino acids. The record is from RefSeq and is a predicted model, not a curated record. Lineage: Eukaryota; Fungi; Ascomycota; Eurotiomycetes; Eurotiales; Aspergillaceae. The transcript has a single exon.